AAGUUUAGAUGUACAUUCAUUUCCGAAUGAUACAGUUGGACAAGUUACAACUGUUGCUCGCAUAUUAGCUUGUUUAUUGAUCUUAGGUAAAAUGUGAGUACGUGAAAUCUGGUAAUUCGAUAUUUCAUUCGAGUGGUGGACCUCCUAUGAACGUUACUUAAAACACUAUAUCGGCGACUAGUGUCCCAAGCGUAUGUCUCCGAGUGGACGGCAUCCCCUUAAAGGCAGAGCCGAAAAAGAAGGCUGAAAAUAUUCCAGGAGUGCGAGUUCUAAUAAUAAAUAAUGUGUCAUCUAUUCAGCCAAGGAUUGGACAAAAUUGCAGAAAAAACAAGCACUUCUAGUGGCACACUUCCCCAGAGAAUAGUGUUCCCCAGCAGAUGGCGGUGGCCGAGGUUUUUUAAGUUCUGAUAUACGGAAUAACGAGUAUGGCGACCAGUUCUCGUUGGUGUAAAGUUUACCUGUUGAUAAUCGAAUCGAAUUCAGUCCGUAGGAGAACCAUAGAAUUACUUGGACUAUAACGAGGCGAACCGCCUCCGGCAAACUCCUCGUUCGACACCCUAUUCUGUUCUAAUGAGGUGGUUAACACUUUCAUACAGAACAAGUGUAACCAAACGAUGCACCAGAAUCUCAAGAGUACGAAAAUUAGGAGAGAAGUGCUGUCAUUGCUUGCACAUCUAGCAUAAGUUGCCGGACGAUGGUUUUCAGCGUCACAAAUGCUCUGUGAUGGACCUGAUAGUUAAGGAUUCGCCAGUGUUUUCAUUCACGUUCACAGAGAUAAAUAAAAAUGUAAUGUAAAUCUCUCUGUUUACCCGCGGCAAUUAACACCCUCUGUAUUCUUUGGAGAAGAACAUUUGGAAAAUUUCAUAUCAGAGAAUGGCAAUUCGCAUCACAUUAGAAUGCGGCCACUCAUCCACAUUACGUAUGCGCACCACAUCCCAGGGUUACACUCAUGAUUGGGAAGUAUUCGUGCGGGGUGUUGAUAACGCUGACAUACAUCAUUAUGUUGAGAAAGUGGUUUUUCAACUGCACGAAACAUUUUCAAAACCAAAGAGGGUAUUAAAAGAACCACCGUUCGAGAUAAGAGAGUCCGGUUAUGCUGGCUUCGAAAUUCCCAUUCAUAUCUAUUUGAAAAACAAAGAUGAGGGAACCAAAAAGAUUGAACUUUUGUACGAUCUCCACUUACAGACCAGUGGCCCUGCUAUCACGAAUGUGAUGCGGCACACUGAAAUCUUAAACAACCCCUCUGAUGAGUUUAGGAGGAAAUUACUGAAGGGUGGUGGUGUCGUAGUGUCGAAUUCCGAGAGUUCAGCCGAGAAAAGCGAAAGCAAAACACCAGCUAUGGUCGGCAAACCAAAAUUGAGCGGGAGCGAGACGAAAAAGCACAAAACCGUCGAGUCAAAGACAUCGAACUCGUUCGCUGAACUGUUCGGAACGCCCUUAAAGCCCACGAAAGUAUCCCAAGACACGAAAAAGCCAGCACAGCCGGAGAAAUCAUCCUCUAGUCCCGGCAAUAAAAGUCAUUCAAGCCCCUCGAACAAACGACCCCCGUCCCCGGUCGCCGUAAAGAGACCGGCCAGCCCCUCUUCCCUUCCUCCCGCGAAAAGACCCGCCUCCCCGAAAUCCAAGGAGAAAGAGUUGAAGAAGCUCACCUCCGACAAGGAGAAGGAAAAGGAGAAGGAGAAGGAGAAGGAGAAGGAGAAAGAGAAGGAGAAAGAGAAGGAGAAGGAGAAGGAGAAGGAAAAGGAGAAGGAGAAGGAGAAGGAGAAGAGCAAGGAGAAAGACAAAGCGAAGGAUAGUUCGAAGAGCGUCGCGGACUCCUCGAAGAGCGAGAAGAAAAAGGACAAGAAGAAGCACAAAGAGGACAGAGACAAGGAAAGGAAAGACAAGUACAAAGAGGGAGAACGGUCCGCCUCGAAGGAGGCGAUAAAAGUCACCGAGAAGAAGGGCGAGAAACCGGAGAAGACCGACAAGGCCGAGAAGGCAGAGAAAGAGAAGAGCCAAGAGUACAAAUCGGCGAAGGACGGCAGGAAAUCGCCGAAGCCUCCGAAGGAGACUGAGAAACCAAAGGACGAGAAACUGCCGAAGACAGAGAAACCGGAAAAGACCGAGAAAUCGGAGAAACCGAAAGAUGGCAAGACCGAGAAGGACAGGCAGAAGCACAAGCACCGGAAGAGGGACAAGAAGGACAAGCGGGACGGCAGCAAAGAGCGAGAUAAAAAAGAGAAACGGGACAGGAUAAAGUCCUCCUCGGAGAAACAGAACAGCGUGCCCAACGUGCCGGUGGCCACUCCGCUGUCCUCCCUUCUGGCCGAGCUGCCGGAAAGGGACAGCAGCGAUUCCGCGCCCUCCGUGGACGACGACUCGUUCUCGGAGCCGAAACUAGUGCCUGCGAUCAAGAAGGAGAAUCAGACGGAGAAUCCGACGGUGGCCACGCCGCCCGCGGAAAUGGCGAAGCCGGUCUCGCCAGCGACGCCGGAGAUCAAGAAGGAGAAGGUCGAUCGGAACAAGAGGGAGAAGCCGAAGGGCAGCAAGGCCGAGGAGAAGGAGAUCCGCAAACGGAAACGGCGGAGCGAGAGCAAGGGGGACGAGGAGCAUCUGGUCAAAAGGGAGAAGGACAGAGGUCACUCGACGUCGCCUCCCCUGGAGCCUGUCUCCUCGAGUCAGUCGCCGGUGGCCGUCGACCAGGACCAGGUGCACGUCGCCAAGGAGAAGGAGGACCGCGCUGCGACCGAACAGGUCGCGGAGAAGAACGCGGAGGUCGAAGCGGAGCAGGUCGCCCCCGACUCGACGAACAGCACCCUGGUCGACUCGGAGAUGGGCGAGCCGCCGGUCUUCUCCGAGGACUACGUUUCCCAGUUGAAAGACUUGCAGCAAAAGAUCAUGACCCUGCAGGACAACCAGGAGCUGCAGAGAGUCGUCCAAGUGAUCGCGGAGACCGGCCAGUACGAGAUCACCAAGAAGACGUUCGACUUUGAUUUGUGCGCCUUGGAUCGUAGAACGGUGCAGCGCCUCCAGCAGUUCUUCGCGUCGUGACCGUCCGUAGCAUAAAAACCACGCACGGCGUCUCGUCUCGUCUCGUCUCGUCUCGUCUCGUCUCGUCUCGUCUCGUCUCGCCUCGCCUCACCUCGUUUCAUUUUACAUAUUAUUAUUCCAUGUAUAAGUCCACUAAGUUAUUUGAGCUUGCAAGAGAGAUUCUUUCACAUGAAUAUAACGAAGAGAGAGAUAGUAAUAUAUAAGACCCCAGGAGAACGCCGCGGACACACACACAAUCUCCACGGCGAAGCGGAUGGAAGACCGGGUUUAGUAAUCUGAGUGCGUGCUCGAGUCUUCAUGUACUUUCGUUUUCCUUUUAAUUUUCCAACCUUUUCUUUCUCUUUCUCUUUCUUUCUCUCUUUUUCUUUCUCUUUCUCUUUCUCUUUCUCCUCUUCGUCCUCGCCCUGGUCCUCGUCCUGGUCCUCGUCCUCGUCCUCGUCCUCGUCCUCGUCCUCGUCCUCGUCCUCGUCCUCGUCCUCGUCCUCGUCCUCGUCCUCGUCCUCGUCCUCGUCCUCGUCCUCGUUCUCGUUCGAGUCCGGUUGAUUUCCGGCGACGCGAUCGCGCCAAGUUUUCGCGCGUCCGAGGGAAAUCGACGAGCGACCACGGGGCAGGAGAGAAAGGAAAGGUAGACGAGAGACACGAUGUUAUCGCGUUGCUUUUAACGAACACCAGGUCCUUCGUCCUCGUCAACGGGAUCAGCCUAUUUUGUUACACAAUUUUUACACGUUUUCCAGCACUUGUUACUUUUUACGUUAAUUUUGUACAUAGGUGAUAUUAUACAUACAAUCUGUAUAAAAAGAAAAAAAUGAUAAGAGAAGCACAGAUCGGGGAAUUGUACAUUUUCGCAAUCGUCGUGUAACAUAGGGAAUUUUUACCGUUUUUUCUCUGGGGAACAUUCUCGGAAUGGUCUACAGUGCAUUUACCCACUGUUAUGUAGACUCGAAGCGUAUUGAUUUUUUCUUGUACAUUGAUUAACCAUUAAAAAGAAAAAAAGGAAAAACAGAGAAAAGUAGAAAAAAAGGAGACAGUGCAUAUGCAUAAGGGAAAAAAAGCGAUAAAAAGUGGAAAACCAGAAAAACUAUAAGCGAUAAACGAGAAACGAAAAACGAAAAACGAAAAACGAAAAACGGAAGAAGAAAGUUACUCUGACUUUUUACGGUGUGAUCGGGGGGUCGUUCGCGAGCAACAAUUCCGCGCAUCGCCAUUGCCUUGUAACAUAGAUAUAUUCUUGAUAUCUUCGCGAGGAAUUUAACGUACGGUUAGGGUUCAUCUUCUGAAAUCGAGACACGAUCCUGUAUUUAUUCGUAUUUUCAUAACGCGUCCGUCAUUUAAAU
Nomia melanderi (Alkali bee) is the source of this 4367-nucleotide messenger RNA. The record is from RefSeq and is a predicted model, not a curated record. Lineage: Eukaryota; Metazoa; Arthropoda; Insecta; Hymenoptera; Halictidae.